This is a messenger RNA of Clarias gariepinus (North African catfish), 3679 nucleotides long. RefSeq names its product solute carrier family 22 member 2-like. Gene Ontology annotation, biological process: transmembrane transport. The record is from RefSeq and is a predicted model, not a curated record. NCBI's taxonomy places the organism in Eukaryota, Metazoa, Chordata, Actinopteri, Siluriformes, Clariidae. The transcript is spliced from 11 exons. Gene Ontology annotation, cellular component: membrane. Bases 20 to 1705 code for a protein of 561 amino acids.
CCAUCGAGCUGUCGCCAUCAUGACCAACUUUGACGAUAUUCUGGAAGAAACCGGCAAAUUCGGCUGGUUCCAGAAACGCGUUUUCAUUUUGAUGUCUCUCGUCUCGGUACCGCUCUCCGGAAUUUACGUAGGGGUUGUGUUUCUGGGUUUCACGCCCAAGCACUGGUGCCAUAACCCCUUGGUGAAGCAGGUCCAGAUGCACUGUAACUGGAGUGUCGAGAAGGUAGUCAAGCUUACAGUACCUUUUAAGAACACGACUGCUGGAAUGGUGCACAGUCAGUGCGAGAGGUUUGACAUGGAGUGGAACAUCACGGAUCUCAGCUGUGAUGAAUUGGAUGGCGAGAUCACCCAGGCAGCACAUGCUUCACUGUCCACGAGUUCCUGCAAGGAUGGUUGGGACUACGAUUACAAGGGACGAGAGUCCUUCGUCACUGAGUUCAAUAUGGUGUGUGAUGACGCUUGGUUAUUAGACAUGUGCCAGGCCUCGCUCUCUCUUGGCUUUUUAGUAGGCAGCAUUGCCAUCGGAUACUUCGCCGACAGGUUUGGUCGAAAAUCAACUUUCCUGGUGACCUGUCUACUGAACACUGUUACAGGAAUUCUAGUGGCAGUCUCUCCUAAUUAUAUCUCCCUGCUGGUCUUCAGAGCACUGUACGGUUUUGGGUCUAAGGGUGGCUGGAUGGUGGCAUUUGUUCUAAUUACAGAGCUGGUGGGAGUGGAGUACAGAAGGCCAGUAGCUGUGUACUUUCAGAUAGUCUUCAGCACUGGGAUCCUCAUCCUGCCGCUCAUGGCCUACCUCAUCAGUAACUGGCGUUGGCUGCAGGUUGCCAUCACAGCUCCAUACCUCUUCUUCCUGUCUUACUAUUGGUUUAUAACUGAAUCCCCAAGAUGGCUUCUCUCUCAAAAUAACUCCAGUGAAGCUGUGAAGAUCACAAAGAAGAUGGCCAAAGUGAACAAGAAGACGCUGUCCAAGAACAUUGAAACACUGAAGGACGACACCCCUGAACUUGCUGCUGCAUCGUUCAUGGACCUGAUCCGGACCCCCAAUAUGAGAAAGCACACUUUUAUCCUCAGCUACAAUUGGUUCACUAGUGCUGUGGUGUAUCAGGGUCUGGUCAUGCGUCUGGGGAUCCUGGAAGGAAAUGUCUACAUUGACUUCCUCAUUUCUGCCUUAGUGGAAUUCCCGGCUGCCUUCCUCAUCCUCUUUACAAUCGACCGUAUCGGACGACGGCUGCCAUUUGCAACGGCCAAUAUUGUUUCUGGUGUUGCCUGCCUUAUAACAGCUUUUAUUCCGGAAAAUUUGUUCUGGUUUAAAACUGCUGUGGCUUGUGUUGGAAGACUGGGAAUCACUAUGGCUUUUGAAAUGGUUGUGUUCGUAAACACUGAACUGUACCCGACAUUUAUAAGGAACUUGGGUAUUUCCAUGUGCUCCACUUUGUGUGAUAUCGGAGGUAUGGUAGCACCGUUCCUGCUUUACAGACUUGCAGUCAUCUGGCUGGAACUACCACUUAUAAUAUUUGGAAUCCUGGCAGUGAUAGCAGGUGGUUUAGUUCUGCUGCUUCCUGAGACCAGAGGCGUACCUCUUCCAGAGACCAUCGAUGAUAUUGAAUCCCCACACAGAAAAACAGAGGACAUGAAGAAUAGUCACCAGAUGGAGAAUCUACUGCACCCAGACGUGACGAAUAAUAAAGAAACUACGACAGUCUGAAAGGAAUGUUUUGGCUCAGACAAAUGUAAAUGGUAAAUCUGUGACACUUGGUUAGGGGUUCUGAUGGACAGGCUACAGUUUAAUAAAGAAGACCAGGACUGAUUGUCACAGUAAAAUAUCCUUGUUUUAAAAAAAAAGUUGAAUUCAAUAUCGAUUACCAGUCAAAAAUUUGGAGACGAGUUUGGAUUUAUUUUGGAUACAUUAUAGGACAAUACCGAACAUUGGUAAUUAGGUAAUAAGCAAUAAACAACAACAACAGUCAGGUGCUAUUUUAAGACAUGAAGGUCAGCUGUUCUGGAACAAAACUUGCAAAAACAGUAUUGUCAAGUGCAUUUGCAAAACCUAUCAUGCACCAUGAUUCGACUGGCUUUAAUCUUGAUUUACUGGCUGUAACUCAGUAUUUACAGAUCAUAAUAUCAAUAUCUCAAUAUCACCUGCUAUUGCAUAUUUUACAGCAUUGUUUUACAAUGUAAAAAGAAAGAGAAAUCACUAAAGACAGUGAAAUUAGGAAGUCUGUCCAAACUUAUGACUUAUAGCAUAUUUGAACAACAAGGAUCCUGUUUGUGUGCUGUUUGUGUGCUUUGCAACACAACUGGUAAACCGAUUUAUAUAUUCUAAACUAAUUUUUAUUUAGUUGCUUUUUUAUUGUUUGUAUCAUUGUUAUUGUAAAAUGCCACAUUUGACUGUUCGUGUUAUUUGUGAUGAUGAAACAUUUUUUGAAGCCAGAUUUCUAUCUGCUAUAAAUGAAAAUUCUUCCUUGUAAGAGUGCACAUACUUUUGCACUGUUGAGGCAACCUCUUGAAACCAUAAUAAAAAUACAUGUUAUAUUAUAUUAUAUUAUAUUAUAUUAUAUUAUAUUAUAUUAUAUUAUAUUAUAUUAUAUUAUAUUAUAUUAUAUUAUAUUAUAUAGCCAUGUCAACAUGGUUAUGUAUGUAUGUAUGUAUGUACUGUAUGUAUGUAUGUUCCUUAUAGGCUCUUCCACAGUUUGGGGGAUCUGGACCAAACUUGGCACAUGUAUUUGUCAUCCCCCUUGUCAAAAUACUGCUAUGUUUUUAGCCCCUAAUACUCACUCACUUUUUUAAACAAAUACUAAUUUCAUCUUGUACUACGCACUCUUUUCAUGAUGGCGAACGAGAAAACUUUCACUGCACAAUAGAUUGCGUUUUGUAUGUUUGCCCACUUACAAAGUAAUAAAGGGUCUGUAAUUGUUAUCAUAGGUUUGUUUUAAAGGAUAGAGACAAUAUAUCAGCCAAAGAUCCAUAAAAAGCACAUAAUACUAAGGUUUAAAUUGUAUUGUAUUUUACUAAGUAAAAUAAGUAUUUGAUUUCCAAACAAACCAUGACUUAGUACUUGGUGGAGAAACCCUUGUUGGUAAGCCCAGAGGUAGUAGUAGUUGACAUUGUGUUACCAAUGGUUUGUUUGGUGCCUGUGGUUCCAACUGCAUUGAAAUCAUUCACAAGCUCAUUCCGUGUAGUUCUGGCUGAUCUGUCACUUUUCUCAUGAUUAUCCUUACCCCAUGAAUUAAAAUCUUUCAUAGAGCUUCAGACAGAGGGCAAUGGGUGGUUAUUUUUUUAUUUCUUACAUUUGCGUAUAAUCGAUCCAACAGUUGUCUCCUUCUCACCAUGCUUCUUAUUGAUAAAGCCUAUUCUAGCCUUGUGCAGGUCUACAGUCUUCUUCCUGUUGUCCUUUGACAGAUCUUUAGUCUUGUCCAUGGUGGUGAGGUUUGCAUGGAAGAUAGAGAAAAGAUGUCUUAAAUACACUUAACAAGUUGUUGUUAGGAGCACUUUUUUUUUUCUGUGACAAAUCUGUGUACCACAUGAGCACAUAACGAGUCCAUGGGACCCAGAAUAAUUGUUGGUUGAUAGGGGAUCCAUUAUUUAUUUUAUUUAAUGAAAUGCAACUCAAUUUAUAACCCUGAUGUAAUGUGUUUUUCUGAAUUUUCUAUUAAAAUUCUGUCUCUAUUCUUUAAAAUAA